UUGUAGAGCCAAGCAGAAUGAAACAGACCUGGUUAGCGCGAGGCCGCCUCCUGGAAGUCGCGUUUACUGUUUUCUCAUGAUACUUAUAACUAAGAUCGCGAUGCAAGUCAAGUGAGAGAAUAAAGACUCGCAUGAAGUUUACAAUCUCUUGUCAAAGGACAAGAGGAAGAAGCCACUGAUAAAGACAAUUUGUGAUAAGCGGAAAUAAUCGCAGUGUUUAUAGUGCAAAUUACCGAGUCUUGAACUAGUGCAUGGAAAAUUUACGAGGAAUCAUCGAAAAGUUGAAUAACGUACGUGAUUUUUUAAUGAGUAAUUAGAGUCCUCGAGAUCAAUUGCCUGGAAGAGUCUUAACAUAUGUCUCAGACUAUAAGCGAUAAGGAUUUGGUGGUAGAAAUUCGAAAUAUCUUGAUGAAUUAAUCCAACUGAUCAUUGAUAACGAAUGGAUAAUUUGACGAUUCGCAUCCAAAUAUUAAGUCAACAUUAAUUUUGAAACGCAUUCUUCGUUAUUUAUAGAUAAAAGACGACGGAGUACGAGAGCCUAUCAUUCCAGUGAGAAAAUUCAACUGUUGAUGAUUUGAGUUAUCAUUUUAACAGGAAUGGCUUCUCACGUAGAAAACUUGUCGUUCAAAGUUCAGUAUCCACUAAGUCCGACUUCCAGCAUUUCUUCGGAGAGAUCAACUCCAUCGCCCGAUUCAGGAUUAGAAUGUCCUCAGAGUCUAGCGAGUGAUUCGAAUUUUCUUCAGCUGAGGUCCGAGCAUCAAGUGUCUAGACGAAAGAACUCAACGUCAUCAGAUGCUUCAUACGUCUCCACAAAUCUAAGCCACGACGGAGGUUUUUCAGACACUCCGGAUGAGAUAACUACGCCUUCUAACAUAGACGAUGAUAUCCUAGAGAAGUUCGAUGGUCUGGAAUGUUCUCCGAGGAACUCCAACCUGAAUAACCCAGAAAUUACUGUCGACAUUAUCAGUGUGCAAGAAGAUUUUUCCAACGAAGAUGAUGACGAUGAUCUGCAGGAAAGAGGACCCGAGCCAAAAUCAAAGCACAAUCGUAAAAAACCUUAUGAGAACUGCAGCGAUUGGUUGCAAUCAAUGGAAAAUCAGACUUAUUCCCCUGAACUUGAUUCCUCAGCCCAACAGAUUUUGAGUGAUCCACAGUUGAGGGACAAGAUAACACUCUGCCUUGAUCAGCUGACUGACGAUAAUGAGGGACAAAGGAAUUGUGUAAAUAAUGAGUGGAUUGGCACCUCUGUGGGAAGUGAUCCUACGUGCAACAGCCAUUCCAAUGAGAGGUCAAUAGCAUUCAUUCCUUCCAUUAUUCUUCAUCAGGAUUGUCUUCCGAAUGAAGAACAAUUGAUGUUCAUCGAUCUCCAAAAAUUUCAAGCAGCGCAAUCAGACACGAAUAAUCCACAUCCAUCACCGGCUGCCAGUUCGGAUAAUUGGCCGGAUUCGCCCAGCAGCUACAAUUUCUUAUCAUCAAGAUCACACAGUCGUGCUUCGAGUCGAGCUCAAUCUCCCGGAUCUUUGGGAAAUAUUGGGUCGCCUCUGGUUUCACAUUCAGUGGCUGGAAGUCCACCGCAAAACAGACUCACACCAUUUAGACAGCCACGUCCUCAAUCAACGUCAUCAUCAUCCAAUUACUCAUUUGGAGAUACGCCCAGUCCGUCGAAUUACAUCCAAUCAAUUGAUCGAAGAAUUGAAGAUCAACUUGGGAGACACUUUGGAAAUAUCAGAACCUGCGAAAGCUGUGAAUCAUCAAGUACAAUUGUCAAUAGUGAAACAAUUGACGACAUCAAUUGUCGGAUUCAGAUGAUGAACGAGGUCAUCAGGGACAACCGUGACCAAGACGAAAUGCAAGUUGUUCCCAAAUACCAGCGUGACUCUAUAACCUGCAGAAUGCCGGACAAAAAUUUCGACCGAAACAACUACCUUUAUCCCGACUCGAUAUAUCCCAAUGCUGUUUCUGAUCUUGGAAAUACUGGGAUUCUCAUCAACUCAGCACAGAACAAUCUCAUUUACGCUGAGUUCAACUAUAACUUCAACCAGAGUGCUGUGGAUAAUCUGCAGGAAGGAAGUAGUACUGACCAGAGUUUUCCAGCUUCCGAACCUGUGACUGACUUUGUCGCUGAACUUGAAGACAUAACACAAACUUACAAUUCCCAAAAUAAUGCGGGAUCACAGAUGUACCUGAAUCAGAGUUCGGAGAUUCUUGGGUUACCAGAAUCGGAAACCAACUACAAUAUUCGACCCGGAGAUGUUCGUCAUAUAUCCCCGCAGUACGAAACACACCAACAAUUUGGUAAUCCCGAGCAACCUUCAACUUCUUCAACCUUCGACAACUUCCCCAUUCCAAAACCAGUCUCGCAAUACAGAUCAAGCAAUUCCCAAAGGAAUUCGUUCAGAAAGAUAUCACCCUGGUCGUUGCUCAAUCUUCCAGCGACAUCGUCAAGUGAAACGUUGAAGGCGCAGGUUGAUCCCGAAGAACUGGAGACUGCCAUGAGGUGUCUCUUGAAGAAAUCGAACAGCAAACUGAUGAUGCCAGACGAGCACAAUAAUGCCGAUGGUGAUACGAUGCUUAUGUACAUCGUCAGCAGCCCUUCAGAAUUGGAGACGAUGAAGGCAUACUUGGCACCUCUGGUAGAGCGCCUCGGGCAAAUUCCUAAUGGGCUUUCGAAAAUGAAUAACCGAGGAGAAGACGCGUUAUACCUAGCUGCUAUGAACUGUCCCCAGGUGCCUCAUGUCGCGGGAUAUCUGGCGGCAGCGAUGCUUCAAAAAGGAAUUGAUAUUAGUCAGCGAUUAUAUCAGACUCGCGGCGACACAUUGAUUCACGCGGUAGCGGUUCGUGGUGAGACCCACAAGUCAGUUUUAGCUGAAUUGCUAUCCCUGAAAACCGCUCAGGGUAAUUCUGUAUUCGAUCUAUCAAAACGCAAUUACGAUGGAAGAACAGCAUUGCACGUAGCGGUAGAAGCGCACGAUCCGUCGGGUUCGGGAAAUGAUUCAAUUUCCAUCGUGCGAUUACUUCUCGAAAAUGGAGCUGAUCCCAAAGUUGAAGAGACAACGCAUGGUAACACCGCUCUACACUUAGCGAUUUCUUUGUCCAGCGAUCCAAGUCUUAUCCGAACCCUGUUAGCGGGAAAAGGCUGCGAGGUCGUGAAUGUUUUCAAUCGAAACAGAAACACGCCUUUGCACAUGGCAGCAGCAAUGUCUGAUAGAGUAAGCUUGGAUGUUCAGAAAGACAUUUGCAUGAACUUGAUCAGAGCGGGGGGAUUAACGAACAUCGCCAACGGCCAAGGGAGAACGCCUCUGGCUCUCGUGUCUUUCGCACGAAAAGACUUCAUCAGACACAUCUUCCAGGGACGAGACCUUCAUUUCUCAUAAUGUAAUUACCCGCUUUCAUUAUUUUAAUAUCUCCCAUACUAUUUUGUUUAACACCAAAGAGACGAAUGUAGAUUAGCCUUUGGCUUCCAAUUUUUGUAUAUUCACAUAUAUUUACACAAUAUGUUAAUUGGGAUUUUAAUAUCUAGGAUUAAGACACGCCCAGUUGAGAAUAACCAAAGACGUGCGGGUUGUACUUCCGCGAGAUUAAAUAUUUUAAUUUCAUCCAUGAAUAAAUUAUAAUCAGAUGCCAAUAUUUUUUAAGUGAAUGGAUGAUUUCAUGAAGACUGAAAAAUUAAAAGGAUAGUAAAUUAAUAAAAUGAAUUUUGAAUGUGUAAAUAAAUUAAGGGGUAUUAAUAUUUCGACAAUGAUUCUGCACUUGUGGGUGACGGUACAAAUGUUCUGUAAGGCAUUUAUAUGUAUACUAUUAAUCAUAAACGUUAACCAUUAUAACUUUUGUAAAUUGUAGAUCCAUUAAAAAAUAUAUACACUUAAAAAAUUAA
Messenger RNA from Diachasmimorpha longicaudata, 3874 nucleotides. RefSeq lists its product as uncharacterized. The record is from RefSeq and is a predicted model, not a curated record. The coding region runs from base 597 to 3374 and encodes 925 amino acids. Lineage: Eukaryota; Metazoa; Arthropoda; Insecta; Hymenoptera; Braconidae. The transcript has 8 exons. Gene Ontology annotation, molecular function: protein binding.